CCCUUCAUCAACCUCACGCCUCCCUUCAUCAAUCUCAUAACCUUCGGUCUCUAUUCUCUUUCGCAUUCUCCGGAGAAACUCUCUCACAUUCUCUUCCUUCUUCAGAUCUCUGCAUGAUAAGCCAAUAAAACUCGUUUUUUCUUUCUUUUUGUUUAUUCUCACCAUAUAAUUUUCCAAGUUUUCCCCUGAAACAUUCACCGUGGAGAUCCUCGCAUCGGGUCGUGGCGCGAGAGGUGGGUUUCACGGCGGAGACAGAUCCAUCUUCCCCCUUCUUCUGAGGGGAUAGCCGAGGCCCUCCGGCCUCGGCGGUUUUCACGCCCCUACCUUUACAAAAAUCUCAGAUUCAAAAGUUGAAGAAGGAUGCCUGCUCUAGCUUACAUCGACACCACCACCACCGCCUUUCCCCCACCACCGUCAACACCAACCUCCGCCGCCGUUGUCGACACAUCCUGCCGUUGGAACACCUCCCUCUCCUCCUCUCUCUACCGCAUCGACGGAUGGGGAGCUCCUUACUUCACAGCCAACACCUCAGGCAACAUCUCUAUCCGUCCUCACGGAUCCAACACUUUACCUCACCAAGACAUCGAUCUCUUGAAAGUCGUUAAGAAAGUAACAGAUCCUAAACCGUUAGGCGGUUUGGGAUUAAAUCUCCCGGUUAUCGUCCGGUUCCCAGACGUUUUAAAAAACCGACUCGAGUGUCUCCAAUCCGCGUUCGAUCUCGCGGUCCAUACCCAGGGGUAUAAUUCUCAUUACCAAGGGGUGUACCCGGUUAAGUGCAAUCAAGACCGGUUUAUCGUGGAGGACAUCGUGAAAUUCGGAUCUGGAUUCCGGUUCGGUUUGGAAGCUGGAUCUAAACCGGAGAUUCUCUUAGCUAUGAGCUGCUUAACCAAAGGUAACCGCGAGGCUUUUCUCGUGUGUAACGGUUUUAAAGACGCUGAGUAUGUCUCUCUCGCUCUCCUCGGGAGGAAGCUAGCGUUGAACACUGUGAUCGUGCUCGAGCAAGAAGAUGAGCUUGAUCUCGUUAUCGAUCUGAGUAGGAAGAUGAACGUGAGGCCUGUGAUUGGGUUACGAGCUAAGCUGAGGACCAAACACUCUGGUCAUUUCGGAGCGACGUCUGGAGAGAAAGGGAAGUUCGGUUUGACGAGUACUCAGAUUGUUCGCGUUGUGAGGAAGCUUAGGGAGUCUUGUAUGCUUGAUUGUCUCCAGCUUCUGCAUUUCCACAUCGGCUCGCAGAUUCCGUCUACUGAUUUGCUCUCUGACGGUGUUGGGGAAGCUGCUCAGCUUUACUGCGAGCUCGUGCGUCUCGGUGCCGGUAUGAAGGUUAUCGACGUUGGGGGCGGUUUAGGGAUUGACUAUGAUGGUUCUAAGUCAGGAGAGUCUGAUCUCUCUGUUGGUUAUACUCUCGAGGGGUAUGCUGAAGCUGUUGUGGCUUCUGUUAAGUCUGUUUGCGACAGGAGAUCUGUGAAGCAUCCGGUGAUAUGCAGCGAGAGCGGGAGAGCGAUAGUCUCUCAUCAUUCGGUGUUGAUCUUCGAGGCUGUUUCCGCGGCUAAACCAAUGGCUCAGGAGGCUCGUGAUGAUGAUGAUGAUGAUGAUAUUCAGUUUUUGCUUGAAUCUGAGGAGGCUAGAGGUGAUUACGAGGAUCUAUUCGCUGCUGUGAUGCGUGGGGACCAAGAAAGCUGCCUCCUUUACGUGGACAAGCUGAAGCAGAGAUGUGUUGAAGGUUUCAAAGACGGUGUUUUGAGCAUCGAGCAGUUAGCUUCCGUUGAUGGGUUAUGCGAGUGGGUGUUGAAGGCUAUAGGAGCGUCGGAUCAGGUUCAGACUUACAAUAUCAACCUAUCGGUGUUCACUUCGAUUCCUGAUCUCUGGGGGAUUGAUCAGCUGUUUCCUAUAGUUCCUAUCCACAAGCUCGACCAGAGGCCAGGGGCUCGUGGGGUCUUGUCGGAUUUAACGUGUGACAGCGAUGGGAAGAUUGAUAAGUUCAUAGGGGGUGAGUCCAGCUUGCCGUUGCACGAGCUAGACGGCUGUGGUGGGAAGUACUAUUUGGGUAUGUUUCUUGGAGGUGCUUACGAGGAGGCGCUAGGUGGAGUGCACAAUUUGUUUGGUGGGCCAAGCGUUGUCCGGGUUUCUCAGAGCGAUGGACCGCAUAGCUUUGCGGUGACCCGAGCCGUGCCUGGCCAGUCCUCUGCUGAUGUUCUCCGAGCGGUGCAGCAUGAGCCGGAGAUAAUGUUUCAGAGUCUGAAGCACCGAGCAGAGAAGUUGAUGCAUACCAAAGGUGGUGGUGAAGGUGAAGAUGAUGAGGAAUUGAACAACGUUGUGGCUUGUCUUGAUCGUUCCUUCAACAACAUGCCGUAUUUGGCGACGGAGCAGGCAUCUAUGAGUAACUCUCUUUCAGCUGAGAUUAGUAACCUUGGCUUUUAUUACAGCAACGCAGACGGCUUCGACUACCUUUCCGCCUGACAAAGGUUGUCGUGUGGUUUGUUAUUUCGUUUAUGGUAUCAUAAAUCGUCAUUGUACGAUGUGUUAGUUUCUUUUAAUAAAUAAUAAUCAUAUGGUGAGAGAUAAAAUCACUUUUGUGAAAUUCGGAUCGUUGUAUCUUAUUUCAUUUUUUUAUUAAAUAAAAGACCAUUUCAUGAA
Messenger RNA from Raphanus sativus (radish), 2634 nucleotides. RefSeq names its product arginine decarboxylase 2. Gene Ontology annotation, biological process: spermidine biosynthetic process; L-arginine catabolic process. Gene Ontology annotation, molecular function: arginine decarboxylase activity. The transcript has a single exon. The record is from RefSeq and is a predicted model, not a curated record. Lineage: Eukaryota; Viridiplantae; Streptophyta; Magnoliopsida; Brassicales; Brassicaceae. Bases 361 to 2457 code for a protein of 698 amino acids.